GUGCUGCAAACUGACCAACUGAAGACACGGAUGCGGGAUGUGUUGUUGUGGACAAGAGCGGACCACCAAGCGGCACGAUAGACAGUGAUGGUAGCUGGAAGAUUGGACGAGAAAUGAAGCGGAAGGCCACAAGCAGAAGAGACAAUGGGGGAACACCGACACUAGCACAGAGGGGGAGGGGAGGAAAUGGGAAGGGGGGAAGAACACCAAUGGCACGUGGACGAGGGAGAGGACGGGGGAGGGGGCAGGGAGGAGCAGCAAUGGAUGGCCCGGGGGAAACACGAGGGAAAAUUGGUGGAAGCGAAGGGGUUCAGAGGCGCAAUCGCCGACAUGGAGAGACUGCUGUGGCAGAAAUACGGCGGUUGCAACGCAGCACAGACCUUUGCAUCGCUUACAGACCAUUUGUAAGGCUAGUGAAGGAGAUUGUGCAGAAAGAAGAAGUUGCAACAAAUCUAAUGCGGUUCCAGAUGCUUGCAAUUGGUGCACUUCUCAAGACGGACUCAGAAAAAGAUAAAAAAAUGACGGCAAUGACGGUGGAACAAGUGGAGAAAGCUGAGAGAGAGGUGAUGAAGUACGUGACAGAGGGAAUCCAUUAUGACAAUGAGGACGAGUUGAGACUAUUACGUGAAAGAGCACCGGCGUACUUCAACGUCACCUUGGACAUCCAGAGGUCAAUAGCAGCCAACGGAGAGAGAUCGACGAGAGCGCAGCAGUUGCUGCAUCGCUUACAGCAAAGUGCGUACGUGGCUAAAGACGAGACGUUGCCAUGUUGCUCUGCGUACACCCUUCAGCGAGUUGUGGAAUGGAUGUGUGAUGACGAAGACAUCGACAAGAGUAAGAGAGAGGGAGGUGGUUUUUACGACAGAUCGGCGUUCAAGAAGUUUGUUACAUCUCGGGCGAAGGAAGCUCGAAUGUUGAAGACAGAAGCGCAUGACAUAUUAAAGAGUAAUGCAGCGGAGAUAUUGACACUCAACAGGAUGAACGAGCUACCUCAAACAGACUCUGUUGACUACCAAGAUUUGGCAACAGUGGUGGUGGACGAUGUCGAGUACGUCUUGCUCGAUCAGAUUAUGGAUUUCAUGUUGAAAACAAACAAUGAUACAAAUUUGAUUCACGAGGCCUUACACGAGGUGACAGAGGACGCAAUAGCAGCAGCAGAGCUUGCUGAUGUCGAGAGCACAAAGGAUGAAAAUCAACUAGUGUCGAGGACUCCAAUAUGUCAGGGGGACAUAUUCACAGUCCUGGAGGACCUCACCAGGGCGUCAACGGAAGCGGAUAGAAUGAGCAAAAGAAUGCAAGGAUGGUAAUUGGUUGUUGCGAAAGUAAUCAAUGUGACACACCAUA
This is a messenger RNA of Chara braunii, 1344 nucleotides long. The record is from the annotation of a GenBank genome assembly. Lineage: Eukaryota; Viridiplantae; Streptophyta; Charophyceae; Charales; Characeae.